GCACGCGCCGCGCUGCCGGAAACACCUUACGUCGCUGCGCUCCGCCCCGCGUCGCGUCACACGCCACGCCACGCUGAGAUGAGCCACGCGCGCUCCUAGGCCAGCCACGCCCGCAGCUGCGCUACACGCCACAGCCAGCAACAGCUGUUGCAGCAUGGUGCUGGUGCUGAGCGGGGUGCUGCAGGACGAGCCACCGCCGGAUACGCGGUCGCUGCUGCAGGCACACCCCAUCUAUAAGGACUCGGCCCAGCAGUUCGUCGCCAUCCCCAACAAGGUUGUGGGCCCCGCCGGACUACUCUACGUGCGCCAGCGCGAGCUCGCCGUCACAGUACCACACGACAAAAAUGUGACUAUCUUGGGGUCUGAUGAUGCUACAACAUGCAUCAUUGUUGUGCUGAGACAUUCAGGUUCAGGUGCUGUGGCCCUAGCUCAUCUGGAUGGAGCAGGAACAGAAGAAUGUGCUGCCACUAUGGUGCAGCGAGUCCAGGAAGUCGGCAUGGGCUUUGCAGAGGGCAGGCUCGAGCUGCAGCUCGUUGGUGGAUUCUCUGACAGCCGACACUACUCUGAAGACUUAUUUUACAAUAUCAUGCAUGCAUUUCACCGGCAGCCAGUGGAGAUAGACCUGACACUGGCAUGUGUGGGGGAACUUAAUACAACCAUCAGGAGUGGCAUACACUGGCCUAUAGUGUAUGGUGUUGGUGUUAUCACAAAGACUGGUGAACUGUUCCCAGCAACUUUUCCAGACAAGGGCCCCGACCUGGCUUUGCGGAUUGCCAGGCAUCUGAGGGGUGGCCAGCAGGUGCUGGAUAUUUAUGACUCCAAUCUGGGUCUGUUAAGGAUUGGACCAUUCAAUUAUGACCCUCUGCGUGGAGUUGACUUGUGGCUCGAACAACCGGAUGAACUUAUACUGCAACAUUUAAGCACGUCACCUGAAGUAGAGCCACCACACUUUGUAAUGCAGAUUCGUGCAACACUGAAGUACAUCCAAGAGCAUCCCUUCCCAGCAAUCACGGUGUUCAGGGACAAUAGGCCACGGUACUACCGACGGGAUGAGAACACGGGACAGUGGGUGCCGAUACGCUACUGAUUGCUGGCAAAAGUCAGCAGUGGUGCCCAUUUCUGAAACUCACCUCAAAUGGUGGGACAGCAAGUAAAGUGAAUCACUUGUGCUUCUGACACAGUUGUAAUCUUAAUUCUACGUCAUUAGUUUUCACUACCUUGUAAUCCUUUUCCUUUUUAUUACAAUGCUUCUUUUAUUUUUGAGAGAUAUUUUGUGACUGUUUAUACUACUGCUGUAUAUAUUACAUAUCACUAUUAUACUUCACUGUAGUAUAGUGUCACCGUGUGAAAGCAAGGAUAGGCAUUAUUGUGAAAAGCUUUUUCAGAAUAAUUAUUUGAACAAAUGUCUGCAUGGCUGUUUAUUUCAUCAAUUUUUUUGAAAAAGAGAAAAGAAAAGAAAAAUUUGAUGAUCUCUCAUAAUCAGUAAUAGUGCUGUUACAGGUGUUAGAUGGAGAAGAUGUUUAAUGUUGAUCACUAGUGACAGGCAUUUUUUUUUUGUGAAAAGUUCAGGUGCCAGGAGUGAACUGUCAUUCACACAAGUUGUUAAUACAUAUCUCCAUCACAUAAUUAAGAAGAUCCCCCAAGUUGGCUGAUUAUCUGGGUUUUGCUCCCAACUACAGCAACUAUUUUUAAAGUUUGUGUCAUUACUUUCGGAAACACUUUCCUUGUAUAACUAAGUCUUGAACAUGUGAGGGCAAUUUAGUAAAUAAAGGGCAUAUCACAAUGUUAUUGCUGUAUAUUAAUUUUAUAGAAUUUGAAAGAUAUGUAGUGGAACUACUGGUAUAUACUUUAUUCUUCUUAAUACUGUAACUACUGAGGCAUUAAGCACAUGUCCUUAUGAGUUUACAUAUUCUUCCGAGUACAUCAUCAGAUGAAGGCUUAUUCAUGACAGUGGAGUACAGUGAACUCUGUCGCGUAGUACUUGAUAAAUUCUCACAUUGUUUUUACACGUGAAGCAUCUAUUGUUCAGUGAUGCGGUGUGGGUACAUGCACACAACAAUCUCAUGUGAAUGCUCAUCUACCAUUAGCCACUAAGAUUAAGUUUCAUGGGAGUAUUCUUCGUAUUCUUCC
Molecule: messenger RNA, 2130 nt
Organism: Schistocerca cancellata (South American locust)
Lineage: Eukaryota; Metazoa; Arthropoda; Insecta; Orthoptera; Acrididae
Gene: Ntan1
Product: protein N-terminal asparagine amidohydrolase
Exons: 8
Coding region: 155-1087 (310 amino acids)
Biological process (GO): ubiquitin-dependent protein catabolic process
Cellular component (GO): nucleus
Molecular function (GO): protein-N-terminal asparagine amidohydrolase activity
Source: RefSeq, a predicted model, not a curated record